Cryptomeria japonica (Japanese cedar) is the source of this 1878-nucleotide messenger RNA. RefSeq lists its product as uncharacterized. Gene Ontology annotation, molecular function: protein binding. Bases 81 to 1307 code for a protein of 408 amino acids. The transcript is spliced from 3 exons. Lineage: Eukaryota; Viridiplantae; Streptophyta; Pinopsida; Cupressales; Cupressaceae. The record is from RefSeq and is a predicted model, not a curated record.
UGCACUUCCUACGGCUGCAAGUGCUACUCUAUUUAAACUCGGGCUUUCGUAUUAUUUGAAGCGAAGCAUAUGUUAAGCGAAUGGAGGAGGUUGGAAACACUGAUGGACGCUGUUUUUCUCGUUUGGAAGAGCUUCCCGACGUUUUACUACAACAGAGGGUUUUACCCCUGUUAAAUGCUACUGAUCUUGGACGCUUGGCCUGCUGCAACACAAGGCUUCACACAGCAGCACUUGCAGACCAUUUAUGGUACCCUCUUUUCAUUCUACACAAUUCAUCCCUCAUAAAUAGACCUUACCGCAACAAAAAGAGAUUAAGCGAUCCUCCUCCAUACCCCUGGCAAUCUUGGCAUCAGGCAUUCUGCUCCAAGCAGAAUAUAAGAUGUGUUGAAUGCAAGGAACAUACUCCUUAUGUUUUCACCUUAUUGCCGUCUAAUGUCAGGCUUUGUGAAAGGUGUGAAUAUACCUGUCCCAAAUAUGCGCUUGUAACUGAACGAGAGGCAAGGGGUCGCUAUCUUCUUGAUGAUGAAGACCUUCACAAUUUACAAUAUAAGAAGGUGAGAAUAAGGAAAUUCUAUGUCUAUCUUUUCCUCAGAUCAGCUGUUGAAGCCAUUUCUCAUGGAAAGGGUGCAGACUUUGAAGGAAGAAAUCAGUUUAGGGACAAACAUGAGGAAGAAACAAAUGAAUGUUCUAUAGAAGCUAAUUGCAGUAAACCCCGUAUUGAAGCAUGGACAGAAGGUGAUGGAAGCAGCAGUGAAAGCAACAAGACUCAGGACGAUGAUGACACACUUGCAGAAGAUGUAUCUAAUACUAUGGUAUCAAGUGUGAUGAAUAAAAAUGAAAAGCCUCUGAAUGGUUCAGUUGAACUUAAACAAGAUAUGGCUGUCCAGGGAUUGGAGAAUGCAAAACAUGCUUCCGAUAGGGAAGAGAGGAAAGCCCUCCGCAAGGAGCACAAGCGGCAAGUAAAAGCAGAAAACAGAGAAAAAAGAUUGGGAAAGAAAUUGGGGAAAAGUCCAAAUGGGGAGCAUAGUUGUGCAGAAAAUAGUGGCAAGAACUCUUUCCAUUUGAAGGAGAUUGAAAAUGCAGAUGAAAAUUUGAGUAUUGGUGACUCAGGCAAAUUUAAGAAAAAACAUAGGACAAAAAGAGACCAUGUGAGUGCAUCUAAAGGAGUGUACAAGAAAGAACAAUUCCUUGGAUAUAAUUCUCAACUGACAACCAAGUCUCUGAGUGAUUGGGUACAGGAAAGAGAUUGGCUGGAAUCAGAGUUGGGACGGAAUGGAAUUUCUGCAUUAGAACUGGCUCAAUUUUGAGCUCUCAAUCAUUUUAUUUUAUUUUGAGAAUGAGUCUGUAUAUAGUUGUGGUGCUCAGCUUCACGAGAUAAAAGUUGUAUUUAGCUAUACAAGAUCUAUGAAGUCAUGCUUUUCACUCCUCAGAAGAUCCCAGAUGCUGUCUUUACUGGGAUAGUUUUCUGUAUUGCAUCUUUUCGUGGGGUUCUACCUAUCGAUCAAGUGCUUUUGCCUUUGAAUCAUGUUUCCCAGUCGUGGUUUUGGGGCACAGCUCGAGUUUCACCUGUACCUGGGGGAUAGAAGGGACUGGUAUAUAUUUGGGUUUCAUAAAAUGAAUGUGUACAUAGUUUAUAGAUUUGUAUUAGUUGCGUGAUUUUUAUUCAUUUAUUCCUCAUUUCUACUUUGGAUAGGAUGAAUCAAAAAACAAAAUGCCAGAGCACUUUUCUUAAUCAAUCUCUUCCUAUUUUGGACGAUUCCUUCAGUCUCUUAAAUUUAAUGAUCAUAUGAGGUCAAACUUGAAUACAUUCAACGCAAAUUCUGGUGUAAGUCAUGGCCUUGAAUUGAUAAUGCUGUAUUGUAAGAUAUUCUUGAAUAA